Rhododendron vialii is the source of this 1783-nucleotide messenger RNA. RefSeq names its product vacuolar-processing enzyme-like. Gene Ontology annotation, molecular function: cysteine-type endopeptidase activity. The transcript has 9 exons. The record is from RefSeq and is a predicted model, not a curated record. Lineage: Eukaryota; Viridiplantae; Streptophyta; Magnoliopsida; Ericales; Ericaceae. Gene Ontology annotation, biological process: vacuolar protein processing. The coding region runs from base 75 to 1535 and encodes 486 amino acids.
ACAAUCCCCCUAUAAAAUCAUCCACACCGUCGAACACCCACCACAUACGUACACCCCCUCGCCAGAAAACCGCCAUGGCACGCUUCGCCGCCGUUGCACUCCUCCUCCUCCUCGCCUCCUCGCUAUCCGUCGAUAGCCGUGAAAUCCCCGACGACUUGAUCAGAUUGCCGUCGGAAUCUUCCAGAUUCUUCCGUCCGCACGGCGAUGAUGAUUCUGAGGGGACCAGGUGGGCCGUCCUCAUCGCGGGGUCUAACGGUUACUGGAAUUACAGGCACCAGUCUGAUGUUUGUCAUGCCUAUCAACUCUUGAGGAAAGGCGGGCUUAAAGAUGAAAAUAUCAUUGUUUUGAUGUACGAUGACAUUGCUUCCAAUGAAGAAAACCCUAGGCCUGGAAUCAUCAUUAACAGCCCAGAUGGUGAUGACGUAUAUAGUGGAGUGCCAAAGGAUUAUACUGGGGAUGAUGUUACUGUUAACAACUUUUUUGCCGUCAUUCUGGGAAACAGAACUGCACUUACAGGAGGCAGUGGAAAGGUUGUGGAUAGUGGUCCAAAUGACCAUAUUUUCAUAUAUUACUCAGAUCACGGAGGUCCUGGGGUGCUUGGGAUGCCUACCAAUCCUUUCAUGUACGCCAAAGAUCUUAUAGAUGUCUUGAAAAAGAAGCAUGCUUCUGGGACCUAUAAAAGCUUGGUAUUUUAUCUUGAAGCUUGUGAGUCUGGGAGUAUUUUUGAGGGUUUGCUUCCGGAAGGUUUAAACAUAUAUGCAACCACAGCAGCCAAUGCAGAAGAGAGUAGCUGGGGAACCUACUGCCCUGGAGAGAAUCCCAGUCCUCCAGAAGAGUAUGAAACCUGUUUGGGUGACUUGUAUAGCAUUGCCUGGAUGGAGGACAGUGACACUCACAACAUGCGGACGGAAACUUUGCGGCAGCAGUAUGAACAGGUUAAACGGAGAACUGCAAAUGGGAAUUCGGCUUAUGGUUCUCAUGUAAUGCAAUAUGGCGAUCUGAAACUUAGCAAGGAGCAUAUUGUCCUCUAUAUGGGCACAAAUCCUGCAAAUGAUAACUACACUUAUGUUGAUGAGAACUUCCUGUGGCCACCUGCUAAAGCUGUUAACCAGCGGGAUGCUGAUCUCUUACAUUUCUGGGACAAGUUCCGCAAGGCUCCAGAAGGCUCUACUAGGAAAUUUGAGGCUCAGAAGCAGUUUUUGGAGGCUAUGUCACAUAGAAUGCACAUAGACAAUAGUGUGAAAAUGAUUGCAAAGCUUUUGUUUGGAAUUGAAAGAGGUCCAGAGGUGCUGAAGACUUUCCGUCCCGCGGGGCAGCCUCUUGUCGAUGACUGGGACUGCCUUAAAACUCUGGUGAGGACAUUUGAGACGCAUUGUGGAUCACUAUCCCAAUAUGGAAUGAAACACAUGCGCUCCAUUGCUAAUAUUUGCAAUGCUGGAAUCCGGGAGGAGCAGAUGGCCAAGGCUUCUGCACAAGCUUGUGUCACCAUUCCUUCUGGCCAUUGGAGCUCUCUUCACAAGGGAUUCAGUGCGUGAUCAAAGCAGGAUGGUCAUUCACUAUAAAGAUGUGUAUGCCAUUCCUGUCAUUUGCUGGUUGCUUCGGUGUAAAUUCCCCAUAGGUUUCCAAAUUUACCGUACUGGUGUGUAAAUUAUAUGUUUCACUUACAUCUGUUGCAGCUAAAUGCUUCAAGGUGACACGGUUUGGAAAUUACCUGGGUGGAAACUGAUACCAUCAAUGUAAGCAGAGAUACAAUUGACAUAACUUCCGAUCUACCAAAAAGAAA